Molecule: messenger RNA, 549 nt
Organism: Geosmithia morbida
Lineage: Eukaryota; Fungi; Ascomycota; Sordariomycetes; Hypocreales; Bionectriaceae
Exons: 3
Coding region: 1-549 (182 amino acids)
Source: RefSeq, a predicted model, not a curated record
AUGGUGACGUCCCGAGUCCAAGUGGCUGACCCCGUAGGCCUCAUGGCAUUAUCCAAUGUAAAAGCCGUCGGCUUUACGCGGCGUCUCGGUACCGGCUCGAUGGUCGGCGACUCAAGGUGCGGGGGUUCCGGUCAAGUCGGUGGUGACGACAACUCGUCGGUGAUUGCGGGCGAGUGGACUGGCUGGGGAGAGAGAAGUACCGAAGGCGUCGGAUGGAGCUGGUCGUCCGACGCGCCCUGGCAGACGGAAACGGGCAUCAGCUGCCGCGUCUUCGACGACGACGACGGCGACGAGACCGACGUCGAGUACGGGGCGCUUCUGCCAGUCCAGCAACAGGAGUGUCAUGACGAUCGUCUGCCGUUCCCCGUCAAUCCAACACACGCUAUAUACACCAUCCCGAGAUCGGACCCCAUUCGUCUGGCCAAGUCCCAAGCGUUCCAUCCCGGGUGCACCGCCGUCCUCACCAAGUCUUCCGAGUCGGCCCAGUUCGGUAGGUAUAUCCCAGUCAUCUUCGCAGCCCAGACGACGGAGACGUUCGUCCCGACCUGA